AGAACCAAAUCCCCGACCGCGUGUAUAUGUGACAGAAUCCUGGAUAUAUCAAGUGUCAAGAACCAGUCUGGAUACCUCUUUGAUCAGAGAGUUUCACCUUGGGACCGUCUUCCCACAAUGCGGACAUCACUAGUUCUUUUGUUGCUUUCUGCUACGCUUAGUAGAGCAGAUACAUGUUCUACUAUAAAAAAACAAACGAAUAUCGAUGUGGCGUAUCCUCUUGACCUAGACUAUAUUGAUGAGCAAGGAAAGUAUUGGUCUACGUCGUGUAGCGCACUCAAGCCUUCCUGUAUUCUGUUCCCGACCUCGGCGGCUGAGGUGUCUACCAUACUUCAAAUUAUAAAUGAAGGCGAUGAGAGUUUCGCCGUUAAGUCAGGAGGCCACAACCCCAACAGUUACUUCUCUAGCGUCGCUAGCGGACCGUUAAUUUCCACGGCACGUCUGAAUGAGGCCAUUCUCGAUUCCAACACCGGUGUUCUGCGUAUGGGACCUGGUAACCGGCUUGACGAUAUUGCGAAAAAACUGCAGGGUUCAGGCUGGACAUUCGUGGGUGGGCGAAUUGGGAAUACUGGCACCGGUGGGCUUAUGCUUGGCGGCGGUCUAUCUUACAUGAGUGCACAAUACGGCUGGGCAGCAAGUUCAGCUCUCGAGUAUGAGGUGGUGUUGGCGAACGGAACGAUCGUGACCGCCUCAGACACUGAAAAUGCCGACCUAGCCCGAGCGUUGCGAGGGGGUGGCAAUAAUUUCGGCAUUGUAACGACAUACACGCUCCAAACGUAUCGCCAAGGGAAUAUUUGGGGUGGAAAUGUGAUUUUUAAACAUACUGACAAGGUAGCGUCGAAUCUACUUCAGGCGGUUCGAGACUUUACAGAGUAUAACACAGAUGACCGAGCAGCCGUCAUCGUGACGGCAGAACGCAGCACGGGGCUCGUGAUUCCUGAGCUCAUUGACAUCGAACUUCUCGACACUUGGAUCCUGUUCCUAUUCUAUGAUGGGCCGACACCCCCUGCUGAUCUUUUCCGAAACUUCACAGAGGCUGGGGUGCCGAUAGCGAACUUUGCAAAGCAACGGACAUACUCCGAGUACAUUAGUGGCAGCAAUUGGGUUGUCGUGAAAGGCUCCGUUGUACAAAUUGGCACAGAAACCAUACCUUUGCCUUCAAGCCAAGACAAUGACAUAGUGAUGGAAGGCAUCCAUGAACACUGGCGCAGCGUUUCGAGCAAGACACUACUCGAACUUGGCGGCAUAGCCUCAAUUGCUUAUCAGCCGUUCCCGAAGGCCAUUGCACGGCAAGCAAAAGCCAGGGCUCCAGAUUUGAUAGACGCAGAUGAUGACGCGGACCGUCUCAUCCUAGAGCUGAACUACAGCUUUAUACCACAGAUUGACUAUCAAAAGAUGGGCGACGUUCUUGAGGAAACGUACACGGGUAUCCGGCAGCGCGUACUCGGAUGGCAGGAAGUGGGCGUCUUGUCCGACGUGUACUGCCCCGUUUUCAUGAACUAUGGUUUCUACCGACAGAACUACUGGGAACGCCUCCGCCCUGAAAGUCGGGCGUUCGCUCAACAAGUUGCGGCAAAGUACGACCCUGAUAACUUCUUCAGGGAUCGAACUGGGGGCUGGAAGCCUUGAACAGUUGCGCCUUUUAGCUGUAAUUCUGUAAAAGGUGAUGUGACGGUUUAAAAUGUGUCUUGCGUCUUAUGUCUAUUUGGGAAAAACUGUCGAAUU
Molecule: messenger RNA, 1725 nt
Organism: Xylaria bambusicola
Lineage: Eukaryota; Fungi; Ascomycota; Sordariomycetes; Xylariales; Xylariaceae
Exons: 5
Coding region: 118-1629 (503 amino acids)
Molecular function (GO): FAD binding
Source: RefSeq, a predicted model, not a curated record